GACAGUAACAGCGAUGAGAAAGGCAAUUCAGGAAGGGAUGAGGAACUGUGGGAAGAAGACGUUGCUUUGUGGCAGCAACGGCUCCAAUUGUCGAUUCUGUUGAAGAUUGGGAGUCUCUAAUGGAACAAAGUCCUGUGUGUUCAAAAUCACCUGUGUCAGCCUCCGCCUUACCAUCAUCAAGGGAUGAACUUUUUAAACAAGCCACUAAACCCUCUUCAUUGCCAACGAGAGGCGGGAGAGGCCCUUAAAUCCACCUCUGAACCCAUCCUUAAUCCCACUCCCGAAACCACGCCUAAUCCCACUCCUGUACCUACAACUAUCCCUAGUACCAUUCUGAUAUCAACCUUUAUACCCACCUUUGAUCCCAAAUCUACUUCUAAACCCUUGCUCUCAUCAAAACGGAGAGGACGGCCCCCUAAACGUAUGUCUAAAUGCACCCCUAAUGUUGAUCCCAAAUUCACCUCUACACCAACCCCUAACCCUAUCCCUAUUUACAUUUUCACACCCAUGCCCAAUCCCACCCCUGAAGUCAAACCCAUCCUUAAUCCAACUCCCAUUUUGACCCCUAAUGGAAUCAUGAGAUCUACCUCUGAAACCAACCUGGAGCCCACUUCUAAUCCCACCAUCCCCGGCAACUCUAAACCCAACCCUGAACGCAAUCCCACUUCUGAAGCUACCCCUAAAUUUACCCCUAUCAGAGAGAAUUCAAAGUCUACUGCAACUUAUUCACUGAGGCAAGCCAGAAGAGGGUCAACUUUUGAUUCUUAUUGGACAAAAGAAGCAAUUGCCUGUGAGCCAGAUAAGUGGUUUGAUAUCACCGUUGAGGAUAGGGAACUGGCACUACCAGGAUUCUGUCCCAAGCAACCUCCAGGCCCACAGCUUGUGAUGGAAAGAGAUUAUACUCCCUUGCAGUUGUUCCAGCUGUUUUUUACCAACUCUGGUAUAGAGACAAUUGUCAGGAACACCAAUUGCUAUGCCGAGAAAAGGGCAGAAGCUGGAAAGAAGUUCCUCUGGGUGCCUCUCACAGUCAAGGAGUUCCACUCUUAUUUGGCAUUAGUUGUGUACAUGGGUUUGGUGAAGGCGAAGUCUCUUGUGGACUACUGGGCAAGAAAGAUGAUGUACAACUUUUCAUACCCUCAGUCCGUCAUGUCUAGAGCAAGGUUUCAGGCCAUAUCUUGGAAUCUUUACCUCUGUGAUCCUCAAGAAGAUGAAGAAAACAACAAAAAGAAAGGCACUCCAGGUUACGACCAGCUGCACAAAAUUAAGCCUCUGUAUACUGAAAUUGUUUCUGCAUGUAUGACGCAUUUUCACCCUAACAGAGAGAUUACCGUAGAUGAGAGAAUGGAUGCUACAAAAUCGAAGAUUGGAUUAAAAAGAUAUUUGAAGGACAUGCCAACCAACUGGGGUUACAGACUCUUUGUUCUUGCCGAUUCCUCCAGCAGAUACACCUGGAAUUUCUUUGUGUACGAUGGAAAGAGUUCCAUGUCAACAGGGAAAGGUGUCGGUUACGACGCAGUAAUGAGAUUACUGGAUCAUGAACUCCUCGGCACAGGUUACAGGUUAUACGCUAACAACUUCUACACCAGUACAACCCUUUUCUUGGAUUUGUGGCAAAACAACAUCCUUGCAUGUGGCACUCUUCGUCAUACUUCUAGUUUACCAGAGGUUAGCGAUGUGAGCAGAAGAGCUGAAAGAGGAUCCAUCCACUGGUGUCGACAAGGUCCGCUUCUGUUUCUCAAAUGGAUGGACAUGAAAGAAGUCGUCUUGUGUUCCACGAUGCACAAGGCGUAUGUGGGGGAUACCAUCAGUUGGAACGUCAAGGAUAAUAGUGGUGAUUGUAGUGAACGUCACAUCCCAAUACCACCUGCUGUGAAGGACUACAAUAAGUUUAUGGGUGAUUUGGACCUUUCAGAUGCCCUGAUGGAGUAUUACAAUGUCGUCCACAAAACCAAAAAAUGGUACAAGAACUACUUCUUCCAUUUUCUUGAAAUUGCGGUGGAGAAUAGUUACAUUCUUCACCAGCAAAUGGCAAAAGUACAGAACAAGACCCCUCUCAGCCAGAAAGUGUUCAGGGAAACACUGGUAUCUGAGCUGGAACAUGUUGGCAAAGGCAAGAAGCCCUUAACAUCUGCAUCCCAAGAUCCCACCAGUGUGCUCUCUGCACCUGAUAGCUUGGACAUGGAGUCGUCUCUACCAGCCUCACUUUUCUCAUUCACAUGGACUGAACAAUGCUUUCCGGAGUAUUUUGGUUCAGAUAUUACAUAUGGGAUGAAAAAUUGUGUCCUGUGUAGAUUGUCAGGACAUAAAGUUCAGACUCCUAUAUUCUGUACGUACUGCAGGGUGCCAUUGUGCUUUGAGUCCUCGCGGAACUGCUUCAAGAAAUGGCACAUUAAGGGAUGUGCCAUUUAGAACAUUUAGAAGCUUUAGAUUAGAUUUCUUUGUACAUUGUAUGUUUCCUUGUCAUUUUAUAUAGCUUUCUGUCAUUUUAUAUGAACUUGGUUCAUACUUGUGAUAAUUAUGACUAUAAAACACAACAAAAAAACUAUGUUGUCUUUUGUUUUCUACUUUUUUGUUUUUAAUCAAUGCUUUCUUAAAGUGACUAACAGUAGGUGCACACAUUGUGUUAAAGGCAAAGUGUGUACUUUUUGCACCACUAGUGGCACCAAAUGGAAUUGCAAUCUGUUUGUUUGAGCAGCUCAACCAAUUUCGCUUGUAUGCUAGUGGCACAGAAAUUACACAAUUCACUUUUCAACAGCAGAUGGCCAGGACAGAUGGUUGAGAAUACACAAUGCUUGGUAUGAUAGACGGCCAUAGCAAUCAAAGUUGUAUAUAAAACGAGUAAACAAGUGGUUGAAAUAUAUGCGAAUGU
This is a messenger RNA of Myxocyprinus asiaticus (Chinese sucker), 2869 nucleotides long. Its product is annotated as piggyBac transposable element-derived protein 4-like. The coding region runs from base 184 to 2409 and encodes 741 amino acids. The record is from RefSeq and is a predicted model, not a curated record. NCBI's taxonomy places the organism in Eukaryota, Metazoa, Chordata, Actinopteri, Cypriniformes, Catostomidae. The transcript has 3 exons. Gene Ontology annotation, molecular function: DNA binding.